Bacidia gigantensis is the source of this 888-nucleotide messenger RNA. RefSeq lists its product as uncharacterized. Bases 1 to 888 code for a protein of 295 amino acids. Lineage: Eukaryota; Fungi; Ascomycota; Lecanoromycetes; Lecanorales; Ramalinaceae. The record is from RefSeq and is a predicted model, not a curated record. The transcript has 4 exons.
AUGACGACUUCGCACCUACCGGGACAGUGCUCCAAUGGUUGCUGCUCUAAGGAAUCGAAGAAAGCUUGUGCGAAGUGCCGGAGCAUCUUUUACUGCUCCCGCGAAUGCCAGAAAGCCCAUUACAAGACACACAAGAAAGAUUGCAACAAGCUAAACAAUCUCCGCCAGACAAGAAAGGAGCAUGCGCAGCAGGUACAUCGCGACCACCAACGAGAGCGAGCUCGGCAACUUCGUGGAGGGAGCGGGGAUGGGAUGAAUGGUGAUGACACAGAGGACCAGAGUGGGUUCUCGAUCAAUGCAGAAGAGACCACGGCAUUUCUGCAGAAUAGUGAAGAGACAGGAGGAUCUGGCGGAGCGGGAGAUGGCACUGAGACUAUCGGCGAUCAUCAGGAUAGGAUUGCCGAGACUCUCGACGCUGAGUACAUGGAAUUUGAUGGAGAGAUUGAAAUUGAAGAUGGAACUCGACGACCUUUAGUUUCAGCAUUCAGCUAUAACAUGGCCUCUCAACUUGAUAAGCCAGGUCAGUGGGCUACGGGUAACGACGCUCCUACCGAGAAACAAACCGCUUUUCUCCAGACACUAGCCUCUUCCAAGGGUGUCGAGAAUCUCAAGCCAAACGAGUUGAACAAGUCAGAGGCAUCACAAAAGAUCAACGAGCUGAAGAACGCAGAACCGGCAAAUCCUGAGGCUGAAGCCAGUGCGAAUGCAGGACCACCCAUACAAAACCCGGAUAGUUGGUCCACCGGAGACGAUCAAGCCACAGGCAAGCAGACAGGAUAUAUCGCUGCUAUGGCGAGGGAGGCAGGGGAGAGGGUGCCCACAGAUGGCAUUGGCAAGACCGAGGCCAGCAAGAAAAUUGAGGAGUUGAAAGGGAAGACCGGAAUGUAG